UCUUGUAAAAGGGGGCGGGACCAAUAAUAUCGCAUGUCAUCAACAGCAGGGCGCGUUUGUUGUUCUAGCAAGACAUGCAAAGAUGGUGAAAUGACUUGAAAUUCCAACUCGGGUGAAUAUUUUCGGACUCCUAAUUCCGUUCAACCUAAUCGAUCCCAAACAUGCGGCAUUAAACUUGGCGCUGGAAAAGGUGGCGUAUGCGGGUCGUCUGUCUAGGUAGGAGCUGAAGGAAUUCCAGGCACGGGAAGAAGAAGCAAAGCAGAAAUCUGUGCCAAGAUGCUGCGCUCCAACUGGGCCGUAACUCUGCUUAGUCGCUCCAUACGGAGCCGGAAUAGUGUCGCUACUUCGAAUUGUAUUUCUGCUUGACCGAUCGCAAGUUGCGGGAACAGCACGACGGCUGAAUAGUGAAAGUGAGAACAUCCAAGGCUAGUUAGCCACAUAGCUCCACAGCUACUCCUGCGGGAAGACAUUUAAAAUGGCGGAAGGCUGGCCCCUUCCCUCGGUCUUCGUCUUCGUGCUUCUUAAUGCGAUUGCCUGGGGCCUGAAGACGUGUCCGGCUCCUUGCUCGUGCACCACGGGACCGGACCGGUUCCGAGUUUUGGACUGCAACAGGAGACGGCUCUCGACGGCUCCCUUGGAGCCACUGGAGGGGAUAAAUCAAGUCUCAAUGAACCACAAUGAAGUAACAGCCCUGCCCUUCUUUGGAGAAGCCACCGCCAACAUCACCUCACUGUCACUAGUGCACAACCGCAUCUCUGAGCUCUUGGUGCAUCAACUGCUGCCGUACGAGUCACUGGAGACGCUGGACCUGACAUCCAACUCCCUUUCCGAGCUCAGGGCGGGAACCUUCCCCUCCAUGCAGUUAAAAUAUCUAAAUUUGAGUAAUAACAAGAUCAGCGUCCUGGAGCCGGGUUGCUUCGACAACAUCUCCAGCUCUUUGCUGGUAUUGAAACUCAACCGGAACAGAUUGACGGCGCUACCGGCUAAAGUCUUCAAACUUCCCAGUCUGCAGUUUUUGGAAAUGAAGCGUAACAGGAUCCGAAUUGUGGACAGCCUGACAUUCAAAGAGAUGGACGCGCUCCAGUCACUAAAGUUGCAACGGAACGGCAUCACCAAGCUCAUGGACGGCGCCUUUUUUGGACUCAUCAGCAUGGAGGAACUAGAGCUCGAGCACAACAACCUAACAGAGGUGAACAAAGGUUGGCUGUACGGCCUGCGGAUGCUGCGGAUCCUGCGAGUGAGCCAGAACGCCGUGAGCAUCAUCCGACCAGACGCCUGGGAGUUUUGCCAAAAGCUGGAGGAGCUAGACCUUUCCUCCAACCACCUGACCAGACUGGAGGACACCGCUUUUGUGGGCUUAGGUCUUCUGGAGAGCCUGAACCUUGGCGAGAACUCCAUUAGCCACGUGGAAGAGCGGGUCUUCAGUAGUCUGGCCAAUCUGCGCACAUUAGACAUCCACAAUAAUGAAAUUUCUUGGGCCAUUGAGGACUCCAUCUGCUUGUUUGACGGCAUGAAAAAGCUGAACACAUUAAUAUUACAGCGGAACAAAAUCAAGUCAAUAACCAAGAAAGCCUUCGAGGGUCUGGAUGAGUUGGAGCACCUGGACCUCGGAAGUAAUGACAUCAUGUCAAUACAUCCUGAGGCACUGCAACAUACAAAGCUCAAAGUGUUCAUCCUCAACACAAGCAGCUUGCUGUGCGACUGUCACAUGCAGUGGCUGGGGCCCUGGCUCACCAGCAGCCGCUUUCUUCAUUCCGUCGCCGCCGUUUGCGCCCACCCGGCCGGCUUGCUCGGUCGCAAUGUCCUUUCAGUCCUCCCCGAAGACUUUGUUUGUGACGACUUCCCCAAGCCUCGGAUCACCACUCACCCCGAGACGUCGGUGGCGCUGCGCGGCAACAACGUGACCCUGAGCUGCGUAGCAUUGAGCAGCAGCGACUCGCCAAUGAGCACGGCGUGGCGGAAGGACGGCGAGGUGCUUUACGAUGCCGAGGUCCAAAACUACGGCCGGUACCAGGACGGCGAGCUGAUCUACACCACCGUGCUGCACCUCCUCAACGUCAACUUCACCGACGAGGGACGCUACCAGUGUGUGGUGUCCAACCACUUUGGUGCCAACUACUCCAACAAGGCCAAGCUCACCGUCAACGAGCUACCGUCCUUCCUCAAGACCCCCAUGGAUCUGACCAUCCGCACCGGGACCAUGGCCCGGCUGGAGUGCGCCGCCGAGGGCCACCCUUCGCCGCAAAUCGCGUGGCAGAAGGACGGCGGCACGGAUUUCCCCGCCGCCCGUGAGCGCAGGAUGCACGUCAUGCCGGACGACGACAUCUUCUUCAUCGCCAACGUGAAGGCGGAGGACAUGGGGGUGUACAGCUGCACGGCGCAGAACGCGGCGGGCAGCUUGUCUGCCAACGCCACACUCACCGUCCUGGAAACUCCUUCCUUUCUGCGGCCCCUGGAGGACAGAACAGUGGCGAGAGGUGAAACGGCUGUGCUUCAAUGCAUCGCUGGAGGCAGCCCCGCCCCACGCCUCAACUGGACCAAAGACGACGGCCCCCUGGUGCUCACGGAGCGCCACUUCUUCGCCGCCGCCAACCAGCUCCUGAUCAUAGUCGACGCGGGGCCCAGUGACGCCGGGAAGUACACCUGCCUCAUGUCCAACACGCUGGGAACCGAGCGCGGCCACAUCUACCUGGGCGUCUCGCCAUCGCCCAACUGCGACACCGGCGCCGGGUUCGACCAGGACGGCUGGACCACCGUGGGCAUCGUGGUGAUCGUGGUGGUCUGCUGCGUGGUCGGGACCUCACUGGUGUGGGUCAUCGUCAUCUAUCACAUGCGCAGGAAGAGUGAAGACUAUAGCAUCAGCAACACAGAUGAGAUGAAUUUACCUCCGGACAUUCCCAGCUACCUCUCUUCUCAGGGGACUUUGUCAGAACCGCCGGAAGGCUACAGCAACUCUGAGGCCGGCAGCCACCAGCAGCUCAUGCCUCCUCUCUCCAAUGGACAUGUGCACAAGGGCACCGACAGUGUGUGCUACGGAGACGCAGGCAGCGAGGUGGAAACGGACAGUAACGGACGGCUUCACUGCCGGGCGGGCUCUCUGUUCACAGGCCAUAGCAGCUUCCAGCCCGGGGAGGCUCGUGACGGACCAGCUGGAGCCCCCGCAGGCGCAGCAGCUCCUUUGGUUAUCUGCUCCGACUGCUACGACAACGCCAACGUCUACUCUCGCACGCGGGACUACUGCCCCUACGCCUACCUGAGCGAAGACGACGCACUGGACAAAGAUCUACCGGGCCUCAAGGAAAGCUUUAGUGAGCACGCUCGGCGAGAGGACGUCACCCUGGAGCGCCUCUUGGAGAGGCCAGGCUCACAUACUUCAAUGGGAGACUGUGCAAGUGACUUCCUCGGCAACUCGAUGUGGAGCGAAAGGCAAACCUCCAAGCCCCAUGCGGGCCGGACAUUUCCACCGCCGGGCGAUGCGGCGGCGAGCACGCCCCCUGACAGACUCCCUCCCAAAAGGACUAAGCCUCAGGACCAUCCAGCACCCACCUAAACCUGGUGCCCACUGGUGUCCACAUGCCUUUCUGCACCCACUACCUCCUUCAACACUCUGCCAAAGAUUCUCUCAGAGUGUUUUUGCAUUGCUCUACUCUCACUGAACAAAAGUCGACCUCCAGCCGUCGCUCCUGAGGACGUCGUGAAUGUAAAAUUUGGAGGGACUUUUUUUUUUUUCUUCCGUUGUGCGGAGCGUGACGGAGCAUCGUUGAGAUAUUGAGCGAAGACUGCGAGGGGACAGUGACGCCACUGUGCUGCGUAUUACAUAUGAAUAUAACCUCAGCCUUACCGCCGUCAGCCAGCCUUCCUCUUCAAGCAGUUUACCGAGUGAGGGCCCCUUUUUUUUUUUUAUUUCAUGUGACAAUCAUGUUUUUUAUUAAUAUUAGUGUCACCUCCAUGGAGAGAACACGCGCACUGAUCCGUUUUCCCUUCACCGCUCACAGGCACUUAAUUUAACCGUGAUCUUUUAUUAUGACUGAACUCACCGUCCUCCCAUUGGCACUGUGAAAAAAAACAAGUGUAGAAUGUAUUCUUUUAUACUUGUAUGUACAGGCUAGUCAUCUGCUAUUAUAUUUGACACUUUGUCUCUAAUCUAAAACUGGUUUGGUACCCAGGAAGUUUCUUGGGAGGAAUCCAGUGGAGCCCCAAUAGUUCAAAACUCUUCUGCUAUAAAUAUUCAAAAGACAUUCUGGUGGAAAUUUCAUCAUAUUUGUUGUGGUCUAGCAUCAAAUUGUCCAACUGGACUUCAAUAUGCAAUGCUUGUAAUAUCAUUUUGAAUAUUUCUCAUGAUUUUGCUCAAUAGGCCAAAGGUAUCAGAAAACAAGUCUUUGCUAAAAAUAUUUGUUCUUCUUUUCCAAAAUCCUCAAAUUCUAGGCACCCAUAUGAGUAGGCCAGUGAAGCAUAAAAAGAAGUUAAUGGCUGUUCACUUUGAGGAGGCUCCACUGCGCUCUCACUUUAUCUGUAAUUAGUGGAAAGCAGCAGGCAGAACUGAAAUGAUGUCACCUUUUUGCACUUGGAUUUUUGCUCCUCCGUUGUCGACAUUGCACACAUUCCUCGUUUUGCCGCAAAAUGGUACUGUUGUUUAAAAUGGAGACCCUGGAAUCUUACAGUGGUACAUUGAGGACCCUCCGCCCCAAACUCUGUCACUUGUUUAUGGAAGCGGUCAAACAACCGAGGCCUUAUGUCGAUUUACAUUUUUGGUUGUUUUGCUAUUAUUAUGUUUACUUUUUUUUUUUUUAAUUAUUAUUCUGAAUCUACACAUUCCUGAUUUCCCUUUGGAUCCUUUCAUGACCAUGUGACAUACAUUACAUUAUUAUUGCAAUCGGAGUGCCACUUUGUUUCCUCAAUACCAAAGUUUACUAGUACAGUAAAAACAAAAAAAGCUCUGUCAAUCUUCCGUGCUUUUAAGUUUAUUUCCGAUUCUAUUUUUGGACCAUGUACAUUGUAUAAAGCAUGUUUAAUCAAAUAUGAAAAGAAAAUGAAUUUUUGUUACAUAGCUAUUAUUAUAGACAAUAAAAACGAAUUGUGUUCUACACAAUA
Messenger RNA from Syngnathus typhle (broad-nosed pipefish), 5091 nucleotides. It is a transcript of the gene lrig2, whose product is annotated as leucine-rich repeats and immunoglobulin-like domains 2. The transcript is spliced from 18 exons. The record is from RefSeq and is a predicted model, not a curated record. Lineage: Eukaryota; Metazoa; Chordata; Actinopteri; Syngnathiformes; Syngnathidae. Gene Ontology annotation, molecular function: protein binding. The coding region runs from base 476 to 3550 and encodes 1024 amino acids.